ACGCAUUCACCGUCGGAUCCUCAGACCACCCCCUUAAAUACCCAAAACCCAACCCUAACCCUAGUCUUUGCAUCGUCCUCAUCGUCGCCGGAGACCAAUCGAGCAAUCACCACCACCCACAAUCACAAAUGGGUAAGGUUCAUGGAUCGCUGGCUCGUGCCGGUAAGGUGAGAGGGCAAACCCCAAAAGUCGCCAAACAAGAUAAGAAGAAGAAGCCCAGAGGCCGGGCGCACAAGCGGAUGCAGUACAACCGCCGUUUCGUCACCGCCGGUAAUGUUAUCUCUCUAUGCUCAUAUGACCUCCAUUGUUUCAUUGAUCAAUUUUGCUUGCAAAUUUCCUAUUCUGAUUGGCUUGAAAAUGUGUUCCGAGCUUGUUUUUUUUCGCUUGAUGGCCAAAUUACAAAGAAAAAUUUGCUUUCAUGGACCUGUUUCACAGUGGAAAUUAGAACUGUAACCAACAAUCGAUAUGAAAAGCAUGUUUUUGAAAAUGGUUUUUAAGAAAUUUUCUGUAAUGGGUUGCAUGGAAUAUCGUUUUUAUUGGAUUUCAAAGGAUGCAAACACCUUAACAAUUCCUUUGAGGCUUGCAUUCCAAACAGACCUUAAGGAUUUUCGAUGAUUUAAUUUGUUUAUGUUUUCAGUCUGAGGCCAUGGAUUGUUUGGUGAUGAAGAGGUUUGAUUCUAAUCCUAGUAAUUUGUUCUACAGUGGUCGGAUUCGGGAAGAAGAGAGGGCCCAACUCAUCCGAAAAGUAAUUCUAGAAUGUAAGAAGUUUUUGUGGGUGGAGGCCAUUUAGUUUGGCCUCCCUCAAGCUCUUUGUUUUUCGUUCUACUUUUGCUUCUUUGAUUCAAGAACAAUGUGUUAGGUUUAGUUUGGCAUUUUCAUAAUUGGAUGUGUUGAUUUGAAUUUUCAGUUUACUGGGAAAUGGCAUUCUUUCCCAACAAGAACACUAUCUUGUUUAGUGGUA
Messenger RNA from Vitis vinifera (wine grape), 961 nucleotides. RefSeq lists its product as uncharacterized. The record is from RefSeq and is a predicted model, not a curated record. Gene Ontology annotation, molecular function: structural constituent of ribosome. The transcript is spliced from 2 exons. The coding region runs from base 129 to 497 and encodes 122 amino acids. Gene Ontology annotation, cellular component: cytosolic small ribosomal subunit; ribosome. Lineage: Eukaryota; Viridiplantae; Streptophyta; Magnoliopsida; Vitales; Vitaceae. Gene Ontology annotation, biological process: translation.